Molecule: messenger RNA, 3767 nt
Organism: Sceloporus undulatus (fence lizard)
Lineage: Eukaryota; Metazoa; Chordata; Lepidosauria; Squamata; Phrynosomatidae
Gene: KLHL30
Product: kelch like family member 30
Exons: 8
Coding region: 202-1962 (586 amino acids)
Molecular function (GO): protein binding
Source: RefSeq, a predicted model, not a curated record
GUUGGUUGCCACCCACAGCCACAAACUGCUUCAUCAAACCCUACUCUGGCUAAUAAUCUCCCCCCAGGAACUGGGCAGGCUGAUCCCAGUCAUUCUCUCAAAUCAAAUUGAUGAAAGAAGAGAACAAGGAUCAGGAAAAAAAAAUUCCACUGGUGGCACUUAGGGCCAUUUGUCGCAGGAGAAGGGGAGCUGAACACCAUCAUGGUGAGGAACAUUGAUGAUUUCGAUUUUUGCCUUCCAUCUCAUCCUCAGUCCAUUCUGGAAGGGCUGCACGCCUUACGCUCCAACCCCAAACUCGCAGAUGUCACCUUGAUUGUUGGGGGACAUGAAUUUCUCUGCCAUCGCAGUAUCCUGGCCCUCUGCAGUCACUACUUCAAUGCCAUGUUUGCUGGUGACUUCCUGGAAAGCUUUUCAGCCCGUGUAGAGAUCAAAGAUGUGGAUCCUGCUGUUAUGGAGUCUUUGAUUGACUUUGCUUACACAGGGAAGGUGACCAUCAAUCAGGGGAAUGUAGAGGCUCUAAUUCGGACAUCCAACCAACUCCACUUCCCCAUUAUCCGGAAAGUUUGCAGUCGGUACCUAAGGCAGCAGAUGGAUGCAACCAACUGUUUAGGAAUUUGUGAGUUUGGGGAGUUGCAUGGCUGUCCAGAGGUAUCAUCCAAGGCCUGGUCAUUUCUGCAGGAGAAUUUUGAGCUUGUGUCUCAACAGGAAGAGUUUCUUCAGCUAUCCAAAGAGAGAUUGAUUACUUAUCUGUCCAACAGUCUACUACAAGUACAGGAAGAACAGAGCCUGCUUGAGGCUGUGCUCAGGUGGGUGAAGUAUGAAAAAUCUGCUAGGUCCAUCCACCUUCCAGAGCUCCUUGAUUUAGUGCAUCUGGUCUCAUUGCCAGAUCAGUGUCUUCAGAACCUCUUGUCAUCAGAACCACUGAUUCAGGAAUCAGAAGCUUGCAAGACCAUCAUCACCAGACAUCGCAGCACGGUGGAGAACAGGCCUUUUGUCCAGCAGAGACUGAAAGCCCUUCCACAAAAGCUUGAAGAGGUGCUGGUGGUGGUAGGAGGUAGAGCUUUGGAUGAGAAUGAAGAAGAAGGACAAUCACCACCAAUUUCCAGGAACUUUGCAUUUUAUAACACCAAAACAAAAAACUGGAUUGCUCUACCGGAUUUUCCAGAUUAUAAUAAAUGGGGCUUUUCUAUGAUUGCUCUGAACAAUGAUGUUUAUGUUACAGGUGGCUCCCGAGGCUCCCAGAAUGACACAUGGUCCACAACCCAGUCUUGGUGCUUCUGCCUGAAGAAGGGUGCCUGGAAAUCUAUUGCUCCAAUGCUGAAGCCUCGGACAAACCAUGCUAAUGCUGUCCUCAAUGGAGAGAUCUAUGCCAUUGGUGGCACCAAAGUGGACAUUGUGGAGGUGGAGUGCUAUGAUCCUUAUAAUGACAGCUGGUGUUUUGUCAGUCCUGCCCUGAAGUAUGUCAGCAACUUUGCUGUAGCUGGAUGUCUUGGCAAGCUAUACCUGAUUGGGUCUUGUGCUGUCAAAUACAAUGCCUUGACCCUGCAGUGUUACAACCCUGCCAUUGAUGUCUGGAGUGUAAUUGCAUCGCCUUUCAUCCCAAAGUACCUGUCUGGUCCUCGCUGUGCCUCUUUGCAUGGAGUAAUAUACCUUAUUGGUGACAACACAAAGAAAGUGUAUGUGUAUGAUCCAGAUGCUAACAUAUGGCAGAAGGUGCAGCAACUUCACACCCUCCAUGAAAAUGGAGGCAUGGUACCCCUUGGAGGUAAACUUUUUGUCACAGGGGGCUAUUGGAAAGGUAUGGAUGGUGACUAUCAGGUGGAGAUGGAAACAUACGAUUGUGCCAAAGAUGUCUGGAAAAAGGAAGGGUCUCUCCCAUGUUUAUGGCUCUACCAUAGUUCCUCUUCUAUCUUCAUGGAUAUUUCAAAAUGGACAGAACCUUUCCUGGGAAAUCAGUUGUAACAGAAGACAGUGGUAACAGGCCUCACUGAACAAAGGUUCAGUGAUGCAUUUGGAAAAAGAGGAGACUUUCUGUUCAUGAUCACAUUUUUGUAUUUCCUUUUAAAUUUACCUUCUUAUUCUAACUUUACAGUUAUUAUUGUCUUCCUACUACAGCCCUUGUUGGAUUGAAUCAGUUUAGUGGAUACUUUUAGUCACAACAGUAGCAUUAAUGACAAACACAGGGUGACAGGACUGUAAAGCUGUCAAGUAGCUGAGGGUUAAAAUGAAGGUCCUCUAAUGGGUGUAUAUACUCAGCACAAAAUACUGUGUUAUCUCUAGAUUUCUAAACAUAGCAUACUAUCAUAUUCAAGGCCAAUGAAGUUAAAGAUUAGUUCAUAUGUUGUUUCCAGAUCCCAUUCCAGAUUCAUCAUCCCAUUGAUGAAAGAAGGUAUGAACAAGUCUCUUACAGAACUCACUGCUAGAAACAUUUUGCAGUUUCUAUGACUCCUCAUUGUUCCUUUUAGAUAGUUGCCAAAGCUGUGGUUUGUAAGAUUCCAGUGAAUGAAUAGAAUGGCCAUCCUUCAUAAGUAGAUAACUUCCUUGUUCAAAGGCAACCAGUCUUGCAGAGCUAAUGCCAGGGAAGGCUGAAGGCAGCAGAAAGAGAACGACUGCAAGCCACAUGGCUGGACUCAGUCAGGAAGGUCAUGGGCCUGAAUCUACAGGACCUACACAGAGCAGUGGAUGACAGAGGGUCUUGGAGAUGUCUCACCCACAGGGUUGCCAUGAGUCAGAGCUGACUCAAGGGCAGUUAACAACAACAAACAAAAACCGCUUAAUUGUGUCGGUUUGUAGCCAGUAUCUAAAAGGGGCCAAAAGGAAUGUAAACUAUCUCUAAAUCAUAAAUAGAACUUUCUUAAGAAUAUCAUAGAGGCUAAUAUUCAUGAGUGAUUUUAGUGACCAAUUUACAGAACAUGGAAAUGUUAUUUUUUGGGUCAGAACUCUCCCCAGUAACUUUUCCAUUCUGUGGCCCAGUGGCAAUACUAGAGUUGGUGUCACCGAGUGUGGGAGGUGGGGGGUGAAUGCAUCUAGUUGAUAACUGACCCCCAAACUGCCAUUGAAAUUAGUGGAGGGGUGUGUUCUUGGAAGAAUUUCUAAUUUUGGAAAGUGUCAUGUAACAUACAGCUUCAUCUAAAAUUAGCCUCCAUAAUUUCUUCCUUUUAAGGUAAUUGUGAGAUUACUUUUAAAAUUAUUCAUGCAGUAUUCAAAUUAUUCAAAGUAGUAUGGAGAGUUGUGGAAAUACCCUUUUAAACCUAAAUAUAUCAUAAAAUAAUAUUCUGUGUUGAUCUGCCCAAACUUCAGGUUGGUGCAGCUCAUAGAGAAGAGCCCUGGUGGCCCAGUGGUUAAAUGCCUGUAGUGCAGCCACUCACUCACAAACCAUAAGAUUAUGAGUUCAAUACCAGCCAGGGCCUUAGGCUCGACUCAGGCUUGCAUCCUUCCAAGGUUGCUAAAAUGAGUAUCCAGAUUGUUGGGGAAAAUUAGCUUUGCACACUUAGGGAGUGCUUAAGUGGUAUAGAAAUGUACUUGCUACACAUCUUGGGCUAAGUCCCCUUUCUCAGUUUAAUUCAAGUUAUUUCAAAUUCAUAUAAGUUUUCUAGAACAAGGAUGGGGCACCUUAGGCCUUUCAGAUCUUUUGGAACAAUUCCCACAGUCCUUUACCAUUGGAGCUGAUAUGGGCUGCAGGCCAAAACAUCUGGAACAUCAAAAAUUCUCCACCUCUGGUUAGAAUUUAAUCAAAUUGCAAAAACAAGUCAAAGCAGAUUCUUUAG